Homo sapiens (human) is the source of this 10600-nucleotide messenger RNA. It is a transcript of the gene EXOC5, whose product is annotated as exocyst complex component 5. Gene Ontology annotation, biological process: kidney development; protein localization to plasma membrane. NCBI's taxonomy places the organism in Eukaryota, Metazoa, Chordata, Mammalia, Primates, Hominidae. The transcript has 18 exons. Bases 258 to 2498 code for a protein of 746 amino acids. Gene Ontology annotation, cellular component: cytoplasm; midbody. The record is from RefSeq and is a predicted model, not a curated record.
AGUUCCACUUCCGGCGUAUGAGGCGGUGACAAUGGGAGCAGCGCGGGCGGCGCCGGGAGGCAGCUGACAAGCGUUUGCGGCUUCGCUUCAUGGCCGCUCUCCCGCCCCUCCUGGGAUCUGUGGGGAGCUGGGGAGCCCGCAGCGGCCCGGAGCCGGAGCUGGCGAGCCGAGCGGAGACCUGUGCGCCGCGCCUCUGAGGCGCAGCAUGUGAAGCGGAGACGGCAUCCAGUGGGGGGCGAGCCUCUCAGCCGGCCGGGAUGGCUACCACGGCCGAGCUCUUCGAGGUGGGCCCCGGCGGCUCUACAGGGAGUGGCAGGCCCGGGGUUUGCAGGCAGCUGGGUGGGCGGGCCGAGGAGCGGGCGUUUGCUGGCUGCCCAGGAGGAGCCCUCGGGAGAGAGGAGCCUUUUGUGGCAGAUGAAUAUAUUGAACGUCUUGUAUGGAGAACCCCAGGAGGAGGCUCUAGAGGUGGACCUGAAGCUUUUGAUCCUAAAAGAUUAUUAGAAGAAUUUGUAAAUCAUAUUCAGGAACUCCAGAUAAUGGAUGAAAGGAUUCAGAGGAAAGUAGAGAAACUAGAGCAACAAUGUCAGAAAGAAGCCAAGGAAUUUGCCAAGAAGGUACAAGAGCUGCAGAAAAGCAAUCAGGUUGCCUUCCAACAUUUCCAAGAACUAGAUGAGCACAUUAGCUAUGUAGCAACUAAAGUCUGUCACCUUGGAGACCAGUUAGAGGGGGUAAACACACCCAGACAACGGGCAGUGGAGGCUCAGAAAUUGAUGAAAUACUUUAAUGAGUUUCUAGAUGGAGAAUUGAAAUCUGAUGUUUUUACAAAUUCUGAAAAGAUAAAGGAAGCAGCAGACAUCAUUCAGAAGUUGCACCUAAUUGCCCAAGAGUUACCUUUUGAUAGAUUUUCAGAAGUUAAAUCCAAAAUUGCAAGUAAAUACCAUGAUUUAGAAUGCCAGCUGAUUCAGGAGUUUACCAGUGCUCAAAGAAGAGGUGAAAUCUCCAGAAUGAGAGAAGUAGCAGCAGUUUUACUUCAUUUUAAGGGUUAUUCCCAUUGUGUUGAUGUUUAUAUAAAGCAGUGCCAGGAGGGUGCUUAUUUGAGAAAUGAUAUAUUUGAAGACGCUGGAAUACUCUGUCAAAGAGUGAACAAACAAGUUGGAGAUAUCUUCAGUAAUCCAGAAACAGUCCUGGCUAAACUUAUUCAAAAUGUAUUUGAAAUCAAACUACAGAGUUUUGUGAAAGAGCAGUUAGAAGAAUGUAGGAAGUCCGAUGCAGAGCAAUAUCUCAAAAAUCUCUAUGAUCUGUAUACAAGAACCACCAAUCUUUCCAGCAAGCUGAUGGAGUUUAAUUUAGGUACUGAUAAACAGACUUUCUUGUCUAAGCUUAUCAAAUCCAUUUUCAUUUCCUAUUUGGAGAACUAUAUUGAGGUGGAGACUGGAUAUUUGAAAAGCAGAAGUGCUAUGAUCCUACAGCGCUAUUAUGAUUCGAAAAACCAUCAAAAGAGAUCCAUUGGCACAGGAGGUAUUCAAGAUUUGAAGGAAAGAAUUAGACAGCGUACCAACUUACCACUUGGGCCAAGUAUCGAUACUCAUGGGGAGACUUUUCUAUCCCAAGAAGUGGUGGUUAAUCUUUUACAAGAAACCAAACAAGCCUUUGAAAGAUGUCAUAGGCUCUCUGAUCCUUCUGACUUACCAAGGAAUGCCUUCAGAAUUUUUACCAUUCUUGUGGAAUUUUUAUGUAUUGAGCAUAUUGAUUAUGCUUUGGAAACAGGACUUGCUGGAAUUCCCUCUUCAGAUUCUAGGAAUGCAAAUCUUUAUUUUUUGGACGUUGUGCAACAGGCCAAUACUAUUUUUCAUCUUUUUGACAAACAGUUUAAUGAUCACCUUAUGCCACUAAUAAGCUCUUCUCCUAAGUUAUCUGAAUGCCUUCAGAAGAAAAAAGAAAUAAUUGAACAAAUGGAGAUGAAAUUGGAUACUGGCAUUGAUAGGACAUUAAAUUGUAUGAUUGGACAGAUGAAGCAUAUUUUGGCUGCAGAACAGAAGAAAACAGAUUUUAAGCCAGAAGAUGAAAACAAUGUUUUGAUUCAAUAUACUAAUGCCUGUGUAAAAGUCUGUGCUUACGUAAGAAAACAAGUGGAGAAGAUUAAAAAUUCCAUGGAUGGGAAGAAUGUGGAUACAGUUUUGAUGGAACUUGGAGUACGUUUUCAUCGACUUAUCUAUGAGCAUCUUCAACAAUAUUCCUACAGUUGUAUGGGUGGCAUGUUGGCCAUUUGUGAUGUAGCCGAAUAUAGGAAGUGUGCCAAAGACUUCAAGAUUCCAAUGGUAUUACAUCUUUUUGAUACUCUGCAUGCUCUUUGCAAUCUUCUGGUAGUUGCCCCAGAUAAUUUAAAGCAAGUCUGCUCAGGAGAACAACUUGCUAAUCUGGACAAGAAUAUACUUCACUCCUUCGUACAACUUCGUGCUGAUUAUAGAUCUGCCCGCCUUGCUCGACACUUCAGCUGAGAUUGAAUUUACAAAGGAAUUCAGUGUCAGUUCCUUUACAGAGGAAUGUCUUAUACUUCAGCAGCCCUCGGUUGAUAGAAAGCACAGGAGAUACCUUAUGACACAGCCAACAUUUUGUGAAACAAUGACUGGAACAAAACAGCAGCCAUACUUACCUUUGAGGUUUUAUUUAAAGUUUGGAUACCACUAGCUAUAUUUUGCUUUUUUCCCCUCACAUUGAAUUUUAAUUCCAUUCUUGAAUGUAGAAAUUUCAGAUUCUCUAAAACUACAUGUCACUGUUUUUAUCCUAGAAAAUGUUGCUGUCAGAAGGCAAAGGAAAUGUUACCAGUGUUUUCGGUUCUUGUACUUUUAACAUAUUCCAUUUAGAAAUUUUGCCAUUCUGUUUUCCAUUAAUAAUAGGUGAAAUACAGGAAAACUACAUUUGUUAUUCCUCAGUUUUUAAUGACCUUUUCAGCAUCAAUUGUUAAUCAGAUUAUUUUAGGUUUUCGUAAAUAAUUUUUUUGCCUCUUUCAAAAGGUUAACAAUUAAGCAUACUUUCUGCAGUUGGUUGAUUGGAUUUUUUUCUGAGGUACAGCAUUAAUACUAGUCCAAAAAAUGUCAUAAACUGAACUAAAAUGAUGAACUAUUUUAUGUAGACAUUAGGAGUGGAUCGGAAUACUUCUGCUUUCUGGGUAAAACUUAAAAGUUUACUAUUUCUUAUUUGGUAAAUAGAUUUUAAGCCAAUUCUAGUAAGAAAUUAAUAAAACUACCUUAUUUUGUAUUUCACUUAAGGUGGAGGACCUUAACUAAAGGACCAUAUUUAUUCAUUAUUUUAAUAUUAUAAGGGAAGUAAAAAAAAGUGAGGUAUAGUCUAAAUGGUGCAUAUAGGAAAUACUGACAGUGUUUAGCAACAUGCAGCCCUUUGAGAUUUCUGUCGUAAUGCUAAACUUGAAUAAGAUGGAAUGGCUGAACAUGUGGUUAGUCUUUUAUUUUAAGAAGAAUUGAGAAUUGAUAGAUUUGGAGAUGAGCUUUGCAAAGGCUGUUUGCUUUUCAUGUCUAUAGGUCUGUCAUUGUCCUUUUUCAAAGCAUUUCUGAAGUUAUUCCUACUUGGAUAUAGUUAAUGGAAUUGGCUUAAUUUGAUGACAUAAUAAAUCACUUAUAAAAUUUUAAAUAUCAAGUGAAAAUUUAGAAAGGCCAUUACUAUUCUAUAAACCUUAUAAACUUGCUCUGGGAGAAUGCAUUCUAAAUUAUAUAUAGUGUUUCAGCUCCCAUUGUGGUGUUCAUAGUCUUCUAGGAACAGAUAAACUUAAGUAUUCAAUUCACUCUUGGCAUUUUUUCUUUAAUAUAGGCUUUUUAGCCUAUUUUUGGAAAACUGCUUUUCUUCUGAGAACCUUAUUCUGAAUGUCAUCAACUUUACCAAACCUUCUAAGUCCAGAGCUAACUUAGUACUGUUUAAGUUACUAUUGACUGAAUUUUCUUCAUUUUCUGUUUAGUCCAGUGUUACCAAGGUAAGCUGGGGAAUGAAGUAUACCAACUUCUUUCAGAGCAUUUUAGGACAUUAUGGCAGCUUUAGAAGGCUGUCUUGUUUCUAGCCAAGGGAGAGCCAGCGCAGGUUUUGGAUACUAGAGAAAGUCAUUUGCUUGUACUAUUGCCAUUUUAGAAAGCUCUGAUGUGAAUUCAAAUUUUACCUCUGUUACUUAAAGCCAACAAUUUUAAGGCAGUAGUUUUACUGGCCAUUUAAGCUCUUUGUACAGUGUCAAUUUGUAAAAAAGAAAAAACGAAAAAAAAUCUCAAAUAAAACAUGAGAUAACAUUUUAAGACUUCCAAAUCAGAGAAGUGCUUCAAAUUAUUUUGUUUGGAUUAAUUUUUAAAAUGUAAAGCAUAUACUUGUUGCUUAGUUAUUUUGUUUAUUAUUUUCAUGUUUGAGUUCUGUGCAAUAUUUUCUAUUAUGUCCGUUGAUAGGACAGUGACAAAAUUCGUAAGUGAAUACUUAAUUUAAAAGUGUUAACAUUAAUGCUCAAUAAACAAAUUCCCUGCAGUUGUUUUUUUUAUUUCACUCUUUUUAUAUUUUAGAGCCAUCCAUCCUGAAUUUUAUAAAUGAUUUUUUAUUUAAAAAUUUGAGAUUUUUAAAAUUUUUCACAGCACAGGUCUUCUCAUUUUCUUUUUUAGCAAAAAAUACUUGACUAUAUAAACAAGACUAGAAAUUUAUCCUAAACAGAUGGUCUUUCUCUGAGGGAAAAAAAAAAAUGUGUCAUGUGAGGCAAUAUGCAUUCUUUGUAUUCUGAUUUUUUAAGUGUUUUCAUAUUUAUAGCCAUCACAAAAUUUUGCCCAAAGUGUAUGGCUCAGAAGAGAUGAUCAAUAACUAAAAUGUUUUUCGUUUUGCACAUGGUAAAAUUUUAGGUAGAGAGUGGAGCUUUGUAUAAUUGGUAACUUUAACCAACAUUUACGUAAGUACGGUCUUUGCAGUAUUACACAAUACCGCAUGAGCUAAUAUGCAGUAUUUAGGUAAUGCAUUGAAUGAAGUUGAAAAUAUGCUCUUAACACACUGUGCAUUGUUUUUCUAAAAUUGAGAAAUAUCUGAAAUACAGAAUACGAAUUUAAUAAAGGAAGCCUACCUUAUGUAAAUUAUGAUGUUGAAAAUGACAGUCAACCAGAGUAGAUGAAGUGUCCUUAUGAAGAAUUAUUAAAUAGUAGCUGGAUGGAUCUUUAGAUGGAUGACCACCUGACCAUUCCAGGACAAUUUUUGGUCCCAUUUUGAGGAUUGCCAUAGUUGCAAGUCCUUAGGAUCUUCCUUGUUUUAAAAAACUAUCAAAGUAGGUUAAAUUAAAAUCUAAUUUAAAUUAGGUUAAUUUAUAUUACAUUGUAGAUCAUUCUUUUUUCCCCCCUCUUUCACUUCUAAAUAUUUUGCUUUCUAAAUACUAGCCUUCUGGUUCACAGUGAAAUAAUUUAAUUAUCAAUCAGUAGAUUGAUUCCAAGUGGAGAAUUCACUGCUUCCCUAAAAUGCGUUUUUCUUACCUGUAAUGGUGAAUAUUUACAAGGAUCUGGAUAAAGAGAUUUUGAUUUUUGAAAUGCCACAAAACCCCUUAAAGUGGUCAAGUACCUAAGGUAGUGGCUAAGGCAUGCUUGAACUGUGUUUGAGAGACAGCAGUUCAGUCAGUACAUAAUUUGUUGGUGACUAACAAAGCUCACAUCUGGGAGAUUAACUUUUUUUAACGCAAAAAUAUUCUGCACAUUACCCAUAUAUUGUUGAAUUUUACAUACAAAGCAUUUUGUGCUUUCAUUCAAUUAGUUUAACUAUAUUCAGUUUCUGUAUUAUUUCUCUCUGAUCUAUCCUGUAAUUAUUCUAUACUUUAGAAGAAAAGAUCAGUUCAUAUUGUUAGACUGAAUAAUUCUACAUGAAGUUAAAAGUUAGCAAUUUAAAAAAUUUUGCUGCAUAAUAAAGAUAAUUAUAGUUACAUGUAUUGAUUUAAGUCUCACACACUGUGCUAAUAAGUCCUUUGCACAUAUUAUUGGAUUCUAGAGCAACCCUAGGAUUUGGGUACUAUUAUUUCCAUUUGACAGAUGAAAAACCUAAUGCAUAGAAAGAUAAGUAGACCAGUCAAGGUCUACAGCUAGUAAAAUGCUCAGAUUGAAACCUAAAUCUUUUCUCACUCACUUUUAGGUUCUAUAUGCUAUUCUCCUUACGUAACGUUAAAUAGAUCCUUUAGUUUGAUAGGUUCAUUAGUUUUGCUUAAUCGUUGCUUCCAAUAUGAUUCUUAUUGUAGUAUUUAUAUUACAAAGUUGGCAUACAGGGUCAAUAUCUAAUUUACUGUUGUGUUUUUCUUAAUAUGUUCAAUGUAUGGUCAUACUUUUUAAAUUUGAUUUUUUAAAUAUUAUAAGUGGUCAUGAAAUUUUAAUGUUAAGUUUGUACCUAAUAGAAAUAUGUCUAUCACAAAUCUUUAUUGGUAUUAUUUUAUAUACUUUUCCAGCUUGAUAAUUUUCACAAUAGAAAGAGACCAAAUAUUUUGUACUAUAUUUUGUGACAUAGAAGUAAAUGACAACUCUACCUUGGAAGAUAUGAAGAAAUCAGUGUUUUUAUGUUCAAAAACUAUUUUAAAUGUCAUAGGCUUGCCAAUUGUGUUAACUAUUUAGUACAUUGGUAGUUUUUAAAUGACUAAUGCUGGAGUGAAAAUGUAAGGCAAAAUAUUUAGUAUAUUAACAGUAGAUAGUCAUUUUCAUGUAAUCAGAAUUGCAUGUUAAGGGUUUUAAAAGCUGUCAUAACUCUUACCUUUUAUUUCUACCAGUGAUCAAUCAUUUCUCUUUACAAAUUUAGGGAGGAAACAACUGUUCAAAUGUAUAGGGGACAGAAACCUGACAUUUAGAGAACAGAAAUUUUAAUUGCCAAAUUAAAGCAGCUAGGCUGCCCCUGGGCUUAACAAAAUUCCUAUUUUUGAACUAGACCCGAGGUAUUUUAUCAUUAUUAUUUGAUAGGUACCAUUAACCUUUGUUUUGUGAUUAUCGACUUUUGGGGGGAAAGAUGAGUAAUUAAACACACUCGCCCAUUUUCUAAGUGGUUUAGAAGGUUGCAGUCUGCCUCACCAUACAAAGCCAGUUUAAAUAGGAAUAUAUCACAUCAUACUUCACAUAGCAGUCAACCUCAGAGGAAAGUCAUUUAUUCAGAAGGCAUAGAUUUUGCUAGACAGCAGUGAUGCAUUACAAAUAUAUAAUUAUUUGCACUAAUAUUUGAGCAGGUGGAAUGGAUUAGAACAUGGUCAACAUCAUGCUGCUGAUAACAUGUAUUUUUCUAUAUUAAUAUGUACUGUGCAACAUGUAUUAAAAUUGUCAAUAAUUCAUUUUAGCCAAGAUACUAAUAUUUAUAUUACUGUGUUUAAGAGACAGUAUCCAACUGAGCCACUUUUAAUUUAAAAGUCUGAAACUGGAAUUAAGUUUACUUUCAAAAAUCACUUAAAUUACUUUAUAAUCAGUGAAAGGUCAGUAAAAUGUAGAAUUAUAAGUGCCUAGUGACUUAAUAGGAGGAAAUAUGGAGGGUUAAGGAAGGAAGUAGGAACCUGGAAUAAGAAAGCUAAGUUUCAUUUAUAGUUCCAAUGAGUGACUUUCUUUGUUUUCACCACUGGGAAUCUUAAAUGAAGAAAGUGUCGUAUCCCUUCCAGUUAUCUUUAUGUUAAUAAACUAAGUGAAGUUUGGAUAGAACUAACAAAGGAAUUAGUCUCCAUUGGUGGACUUCCAGAGUUUUGAGAUUAAACUUUGAGAGGUGAGAAGCCUUCCUGAUGCCCCUGUAAUCUUAAAUUGGCAGGUGCCUCUAAGUGAGGCCAUCCCUCUUUGCCUGCCUAUCAUUUUAAUCUUUAUACUGUAACUGGUUCCUUUCAACUCUGGCCUUUUAUUGUAGCACUUUUAUCAAGUCUGCAGCUUCCCAGCUACUUGGGAGGCUGAGGUGGGAAGAACACUUGAAGCUAGGAGUUCAAGACCACUCUGGGCAACAUAGUGAGUCCCUGUUUUUAGAAAAAUAAAUAACCUUUAGGUUUUUGCUAUAGAAAAUAUCCAAAUAGAGUCUGGACAAUGCUGGAUGUAAAGAAAACUGUGAAGCUACCUCUAAGCAUAUUGUUUGUGAAUACUGUGUACCAUUUAGAGGAUAACAUGGGGGAUUCACAUGAAGUUAUGUGAAAAUAUUUUAUAAGGAAUAAUACCUAAGUGCCUCUCUUAAGUUCUCCAGUAGAAUGUAUUUUCAAUUUUUGCCACAAGGGGGAGAAGUUAUUUUUAUAGUAAUAUGUACAUUUUUUUAUUUUAAAAAUAGAAUUCACACAACUUUACAGCAUCUAUGAACAUUUUGCUAUCCCAAUUAUGUGUGUGUGUGCAUGUGUGUAAACAAGAUUCUGAAAGUCUUGCAUGAGAAAAAUUUCAAAGGAAAUUAAUAACAAAACCAAAACAGUUUUGAAGAACAUGUGCACAGUGGACACAGGAAUUGAACAAAGUUUACCAUGAUUAACAUUAUGUUUUCUUAGUUAUAUAUCACAUUGAAUUCCUUUAUCAACUCUAAUAAGAAUCUACUGAUUAGUGUUCUACAUUCUGCUUUUUAAAGAAAAAUUUUUGAAACAAUCAGACUUAACAGAAGGGUUGUAAAUACUGUACAAAUAAAAUUUUUCCCUUUUGAGAAUAAGUCGCUGUCAUGAUGCUGCACCACCCUCCAAUACUUUUGUAUUUCCAAGAAGAAAGAAUGCUUCAGUAUAACUACAAUACAUGAAAAUUGGGAAGUUAACAUUGACAUAUUACUACUAUCUAAUCCUCAGACACCAAUCAUUUUACUAGCUGUCCUAAUUCCUUUUAAGGAUCUCAGUUCAAAAUCAUGUAUUGCUUUAGGUUGUAGUGGCUCUAGUCUCAUUCAUUCUGACACAGUUCCACAGUCUUUCCUUGACUUUUUUGACUCUGGACAUUUUUAUAGAUUAUAGGGUAGUUACUUUGUAAAACACCCCUACAUUUGGAUUUCUGUUUCCACGUAAUUAGAUUCUGUUUGUGCUUUUUGGCAGACAUACCACGGAUGCAACUCUGUGUUAUUGUUGCAUCCUAUCACAUAGUACACAAUUUCAAUUUGCCCCAUUUCUGAUGAUGUUCAUUUUUAUCACUUUCUUAAGGUACUAUUUACCAGGCUUCUCCACUUUAAAACUAUUACUUUUCCCUUUGUAAAUAUUUUGGAGGUAGAUAUAUAUUAAUAGAUACAGACAUAUAUAGGUCCCCCUUAUUUAUUUAUUUGCAGACAGAGUCUCGCUCUGUUGCCCAAGCUGGAGUGCGGUGGCGUGAUCUCAGCUCACUGCAACCUCUACCUCCUGGGUUCAAGCGAUUCUCCCACCUCAGCCUCCCAAGUAGCUAGGACUACAGGCACAUGCCACCAUGCCUGGCCAAUUUUUCUAUUUGUAGUAGAAAUGGGGUUUUGCCGUGUUGGUCAGGCUGGUGUCAAACUCCUAGCCUUAAGUGAUCUGCCCACCUCAACCUCCCAAAGUCCUGGGAUUACAGGUGUGAGCCACCUUAACCAGCCAUCCUUUAUAUAUAUAUAUAUAUAUAUAUAUAUAAUAUUAAUAUAUAUAAAAAUAUAUGUAUAUGUGUGGUGUGUGUGUAUAUAUAUACAUAUGUGUGUGUAUAUACACGUGUGUUUAUACACGUGUGUGUACAUAUACACGCGUGUGUAUAUAUACACACGUGUGUGUGUGUAUAUAUAUAUACUAAUCAGAAUUCUCUUGAUAUCACUAUGUAUUCAUAGUUUUCUGUUCAACUAAUUAUAAUCUGUCAUUUUACCAAAUCUCAAAUUAUCCCAAAUUUGGUCAGAAGUAGCCUCUUCAGGUUGUCUCCUGUGUCGUUUUGGCAUGUUCCCAUCAUUUUUACAGCAAUUUAUUCUGGGCACAACAGGAUUUUCCAAGGUCAUCUUGUACUUGCCUUGCCCCAGCUCUGGAAUCAGCCAUUCCUCCACCUUUUAGUGAAAUUGGCAGUUAGAAAUCAAGAUUUGUGCAUGAGAUGUGCUUAUUAUUAUUGAGAUGUCUCACCCUACUCUUUCUCAAUAGAUAAUGCUAGGGGGCUUUAUGUGUGCAUACACACACACACACUCACGCAUAUUUUAAAUAUACACCCACACCCAUGCGCCCCUCUGCAACAUCUUCCUCACCUCACUUGAGCUUCCAUACUCCAUACUGGGCUUCCCCUCUCUCUGGAGGAGACCAUCCUCAUCUCACAUAGCUCUUGAAGUUUUGGCUUUAGGACCAAAUUGAGGGAAUAAGAAUGGUCAUUGCAGAAAUCCUGUAAAAAUUUUAAAAUAUUAAAUUUAAAAAUUACAAUUUUAUCACGCAGAAACAACUAUAUUUUUGGUGGAAGUUUUUUUUUUUUUUUUUUAAUGUAGUGAGCAAAUUAGUAAAGCUGAAUUGAGGAGGGGGUAAAGUGUUAUGCCCAAGACACAGAACUUACAUUUUGAAAGAAUUAAAUUUGAAAUGCAUACCGUAUGUUUUUCUAUUAUACAAUCUCCUUGCUACUGUAAUUGCUAUUUAAUAAGAGUGCAUCAGAGAAACUGUAUGAAUGGAAACCUGACCAUUAAGCACUGAAUACCAAUAGGAUAUUUUUACUAAUAAAGUUCAAAGGAAAAAUGA